This is a messenger RNA of Drosophila bipectinata, 1937 nucleotides long. RefSeq names its product uridine phosphorylase 1. The record is from RefSeq and is a predicted model, not a curated record. Gene Ontology annotation, molecular function: uridine phosphorylase activity. Gene Ontology annotation, cellular component: cytoplasm; cytosol. NCBI's taxonomy places the organism in Eukaryota, Metazoa, Arthropoda, Insecta, Diptera, Drosophilidae. Gene Ontology annotation, biological process: uridine catabolic process; nucleotide catabolic process.
AAUUUUUUUAGUUCGUUGAAAACGUUGACGUGUUAUACCAGUUCCGGAUUUCUUUUCUGCGAGCCAUUACUUAUUUUUGGUUGUUUGUGACUCAAAGGACAUUAGAGUGCUGACAUCAUGCCGCCCACCAUCACCGAUAAUCAGUCGCACGACUUCAAGGCCCACUACGAGCUCGCCCACAGAUCCCCGUUGCAGGACGAUGAGACCGAUGAUGCCUACGUGCAUAAAAUAACGCGGUACUCUGAUGGAACAGUUAAAUUACGUAACUCAAACAUUGAACUCAUGGACCAGGAUAUUCUCUAUCAUCUGGCAUUGGGAAGCGAGAGUCAUGACCUGCACGAGAUGUUCGGAGAUGUUAAGUUCGUUUGCAUGGGCGGAACACCAAAGCGCAUGGAGAACUUUGCACACUUCAUAAUGAACGAGAUCGGCUACAAGCUGCCAGCGGGUACUCAGCUGCAGGACAUUAGUGCCUACUCAUAUCGCUACUCGAUGUACAAAGUUGGCCCAGUGCUUUGCGUUAGUCACGGCAUGGGAACGCCCUCGGUCAGUAUUCUGAUGCACGAGAUGAUCAAGCUGAUGUACCACGCGAAGUGCAAGGACCCCGUCUUCAUCAGGAUCGGCACAUGCGGCGGCGUCGGAGUGGAAGGCGGCACAGUUAUCAUCACUGAGGAUGCCCUCGAUGGCCAGUUGCGCAACUCCCAUGAAUUCACCAUUCUGGGCGAGACCAUUCACCGUCCUGCCAAGCUGGACAAGAAACUUGCGCGUGAGCUCAAGUCCCUGGCCAGUGCCGACGAUCCAUAUGACACCAUCAUUGGCAAGACUCUGUGCACAAAUGAUUUCUACGAGGGUCAAGGGCGAUUGGAUGGCGCCUUCUGCGAGUUCAGUGAGAACGACAAGAUGGCAUACCUGGAGAAGCUGCGCGACCAUGGAGUGGUUAACAUCGAGAUGGAAAGCACCAUCUUUGCCGCCCUGACCCACCACGCCGGCAUCAAGGCGGCGGUUGUAUGUGUGGCGCUUCUGAAUCGCCUGAACGGCGACCAGGUCAAUGCCCCCAAGGAGGUCAUGCACGAAUGGCAGCAGCGUCCUCAGAUUCUCGUGGCGCGCUAUAUACGUAAGAUUCUGUCGCAUAAUGGUCAAUUGAAGUCACUGUUCGGCCAUCAAGGAUCCAUCAAGUCGCCCAGGCGCUUCAAGUUGGUCCAGCAGGAGUCGCAGGCCCACGAGUAAAGGGCCAUAUAUCGGGAGUUUUAUUUAAAAGUUACCUUCUAUAAUGUAUGUUCGCAUCUCUCCAGUAUACUACGGUGUUUCAACAUUCCCUAGUUUAGCUCUGAUUAAGUUCCUAGCUUUAUUUCUGUGUAUAUCGACCCUAACCUCAUUAGUUAAUUUAAUCUCAAGCAUACUGUAUGUAUAUUCAUUGAAGAAUUUACUGCUUAUAUAUGUUACAACAAAACAAAAUAUACAUGUAAUACAUAAAACAAUAUCACUCAGUGUGACGUUCAAAGGUUAUCAUUAAAAAGGCUUUUGAGAUGAAGAAAUGGUUUGGGAAGGAAAACCAAAUAUGAUAUAAUAUAUUAAAACCAAAUCGUUAAUUGUUAUGUUGCAUAUUUUAAAUGGGGCUAACCAAAAACAAGGAUUUAAAUCGAAUAUCUAUAAAAAAUGAAUACUGUAAUUAAAUUUCUUAAAUUAUUCUACUAUAUUGUAUUGAAAUUCCUUCAAAUUUGUUAAUUGUAAAUGUUGAUUAAUGUUGCUACCGCGAAAACAACCUCAAAAAAAUCAACAGCAGUUAAACUAAUUGUAUGUACAUCUAUCCAACUAUAAAUAGAAUAUGGACUACAAUUGCUGAAAAUAAUUUGAUUACGGAAUGCACAUGCAAAUAUACAAGUUAUAUUGUAAAAAAAAAAAGAUUUACUGAAUAUAUUUAAAUGGUAUAUUAAAAUCAA